UCCCACGUGCCGUGGCGUCCGCCGCCAUCCUUCUGCCGGGCGGCGCUUCCGCCGGCGUGCGGGUCGGAAUCCGCAGUGGUCUGCGGGUGAUGGAGCGUCGGGCGGGCUCUCGCCUUAGGGCAUGGAUGCUGUUACUGCUCCUGUGCCCGGUGCAGGGCCGCCAGAAGGACUCAGAUACCCGAUGGCGCAGGUAGAGGAGCUGACUUGACUCAAGCCCCGACAAGUUACACAAAGAAUCCUUGGCAUUUCCACUACUGGGAAAGGAAGGGGAUUUCUCCAAGUGUUGGUCUUAUGUUGCUUCUGUCUGCUGCUUGGCAAAUACGAAUGCCAAGGGUAUUCUGUUAACUCUCAUUUCCUUCACUUUUUGAAGGCUCAAAAUGGAAAGUAUUUCUUGACCAAAUUAACAGGGCUAUGGAGAAUUAUGAGCCAUGUUCAAGUCAAAACUGCAGCUGCUAUCACGGCGUCAUAGAAGAGGACCUGACUCCUUUCCGAGGUGGGAUCUCCAGGAAGAUGAUGGCUGAGGUGGUCAGACGGAAGCUAGGGACCCACUACCAGAUCAUUAAGAACCGGUUGUUCAGGGAAGAUGACUGCAUGUUUCCCUCCAGGUGUAGUGGCGUGGAGCACUUUAUCUUGGAAGUCAUCCGUCGCCUCCCUGACAUGGAAAUGGUAAUCAAUGUCCGAGAUUAUCCUCAGGUUCCUAAAUGGAUGGAGCCUACCAUCCCCGUCUUCUCCUUCAGUAAGACAUCCGAGUACCAUGAUAUCAUGUAUCCUGCGUGGACAUUUUGGGAAGGGGGCCCUGCUGUGUGGCCACUUUAUCCUACAGGUCUUGGACGGUGGGACCUCUUCAGAGAAGAUCUGUUAAGGUCAGCAGCACAGUGGCCGUGGGAAAAGAAAAAUUCUACAGCAUAUUUCCGAGGAUCAAGGACAAGCCCAGAAAGAGAUCCUCUCAUUCUCCUAUCUCGGAAAAAUCCAAAGCUCGUCGAUGCAGAGUACACCAAAAACCAGGCCUGGAAGUCUAUGAAAGAUACUUUGGGAAAGCCAGCCGCUAAGGAUGUACACCUUAUAGAUCACUGCAAAUACAAAUACCUAUUUAAUUUUCGAGGUGUAGCUGCAAGCUUCCGGUUCAAACACCUCUUCUUGUGUGGUUCACUGGUCUUCCAUGUUGGUGAUGAGUGGGUGGAGUUCUUCUACCCACAACUAAAGCCGUGGGUUCACUACGUCCCAGUCAAGACUGACCUGUCCAAUGUCCAGGAGCUGUUGCAGUUUGUAAAAGCGAACGAUGAUAUCGCUCAGGAAAUUGCUAAAAGGGGAAGCCAGUUCAUUAUAAACCAUUUGCAGAUGGAUGACAUCACCUGUUACUGGGAGAACCUCUUGACUGAAUAUUCCAAAUUCCUGUCCUAUAAUGUAACAAGAAGAAAAGAUUAUUAUCAGAUCAUUCCCAGACAUUUGAAAACUGAACUGUAGUAUCCAUCACAGGACCAGAAUCCUGACAGUGGAUCUGAGAUGCUCUGUGGUGAAAUACCAUGAUCGUGACGCCUAUACCUUGAACACUUUUGGCCAAGCCAAACAUCCAGUUUUCCUUAUCAUGUUGAAGCCAGAGGGACUCUUGAGAAAGAUCUAGUAUGUGUGUAAUGAGCAGAAAUGAAACAGCUCAGCUCUUUGCUGAGGAUUUGGAACUGCAUUCUAACCUUCGUUUUCUUAUGAUCCGUCACAGCUUCUGCCUCGGGUCAGUGUUAUCACUGUGAAACCGACUGUGUCCAUGUGAAGAUGCUGUUUGUCCUAUUAUUUGAAGCAGACCAUCCAUUGUUUGGAACUAGUACAAUACACAAGCCACUCUGAAGUUAUUUUAAUUUUAAUUUCUGUUGCUUUCUUUUUAUGUAGAAAUCCUUUGGAGUUUGUGAAAAAUACCACAGCAAUCGCGUCCUCUGGAGUCUAAGGAGGCAGUGGUUGUGAUUUAUUUUGUAAAUGUAUAAAUUCUCUGUCACUCAGGAGGUUUCCAUAAUGCCUCAGUUGCGUAACUUCUGCAGUUGGAUUUCAGAUUCCCAUUUUGUGCCUUCAUGCCUUUUUUAUUCUCUCUGAAGGAGAUAAAGAGAAAUUUCCCAGUACAUUCAGGAAGCAGUCUCAUUAAAGAACUAUGCCCCUGUAAUAUUAGCACUUCUGAAGCGAGAGGCAGGAAGAUGAAUUCGUGGCCACCCUCAGCUACACAGGAGUUCAAGGAGAGCCUGGCUACAUGAGGUCCUGUCUCACCUUUUACACAUCUUUUAUUUUGCCAUCUUAAAUUCGUAGCGGCAGGAUCACCUCAGUUUGCAGAGACUACAAUCUUCAUAUGUGAACACAUCAUGAAGUGGCAAUUUAUAGAGCAUUCAGCUUUCGCUUUUACUCCUGUAUGAGGUUGUUACUGGAGUACUUCCUUACACUCCAGCAUCACCUCUGAACCUCCUCCUCGGCAGUUGGCAGCUCACGCCUGUGUCAUGUGCCAUUGUGCUGCUUUGUAGUUAUGUGGCUGUUUCCCCCUUGCUUUGUAAGCUUACUGAUGGUCGAGGAUGAUGUUCCACUGCUCUUGACGUCUCCAUUAUCAGCACAGUGCCUCACGCAGAAUAGUUACUGAACAACUACUGGGAUGAGUGAGUGGGAAUGGAUGGACACACUCGCCUGGCCUAACUAAAUUCUAUUUUUAAAUUGCCUGGUUACUUGCUCCAGUGGGGAUGAGAUGCACUGUACGAAAUGGGUCAGAGCAGAUCCUUCCUUGCCCUGGAGUAGUAAGGAGUGCCUGUUUUUAAAAACAACAAAAGUUACUUGGAUCUUACUCUUGCCUCUGUACCUCACUGUAGAUGGUAUGCGAAGGAUGUGUAACUGUAAAGUCUAUGAUUUCAAAAAUGGUUUGUAUGGUCACACUUUUGAAGAUUUUGUUAUCAUUAAUACUAGUUUGGUCCCAAAUGUAACCAUUUGCUCCUCAAACAUUUAUUUACUAUAGAAAAGGUUACUAUUGUUUUCAAUAUAACCAAAUACAAUAUGUUUUAUAAGA
This is a messenger RNA of Mus pahari (shrew mouse), 3025 nucleotides long. RefSeq names its product protein O-glucosyltransferase 1 (gene Poglut1). Gene Ontology annotation, molecular function: UDP-xylosyltransferase activity; UDP-glucosyltransferase activity. The transcript is spliced from 11 exons. The record is from RefSeq and is a predicted model, not a curated record. Lineage: Eukaryota; Metazoa; Chordata; Mammalia; Rodentia; Muridae. Gene Ontology annotation, biological process: positive regulation of Notch signaling pathway; protein O-linked glycosylation. Bases 412 to 1464 code for a protein of 350 amino acids. Gene Ontology annotation, cellular component: endomembrane system.